AGUAAGUAUAAGGAAGAAAUUAAAUAUUAUUCAAUAUUGAAUAAUAAUAUUUGAGAAGAAGAUUAUAUAUGAAGAAAGGUAAUUUACUUCUUCAGGAGUUAGUUACUAGUAUUCCAAUUAUUUCAAGAGCAUUUGGAAAUCCAUCAAAGAGAUACUUAGCUGAAUCUUGUUCUGGAAAAUAUCAUAACAAGUCUUCAGCAAAAGCAAAGAAAAACAGCAAACUAAAUUCAGUUCUGACCAAGAUGAACAAGUUUGGGAGAAAAGCUGACAAUUUUGCAAAUGGAGUGAGAGAGCAUGUUAUGAGACUUGGUGGAAUGAAGAUAUCUAAUACUAUGAAAGUGAAGAAAAAUUUCAUACAACUUUUUGGUAUGAAAGAAGGGGAGAAGCUUCUGAAAGCAUCACAGUGCUAUCUAUCAACCACUUCUGGUCCUAUUUCUGGCAUUCUCUUCGUUUCAACUCAUAAAGUUGCUUUUUGUAGUGAUAGAUCCAUCAACAUUAUCUCUUCUUCUCAACAAGAUUUCAACACUAGAAUCCAUUAUAAGGUUGCGAUUCCAGUUGAGAAGAUAAACUGUGUCAACCAAAGUCAAAAUGUGGAGAAGCCUUCAGAAAAGUACAUAGAAAUAGUUACCGAAGAUAAUUUUGACUUUUGGUUUAUGGGAUUCUUAAAUUACCAGAAAACUUUCAAGUAUUUACAGCAGGCAAUGUUCUCUCAUGCUUAAUUAGAGGAGAAAAAUUACUUAACAUUAAAACUAUGACAAUAUUUACAAGCUAGUAUGUAUAAAAUCAUAAUGUAUAUGUACAGAACUAUAGAAAUUGUCAAUGAUCUGUUGUAUAGUUAAUGGAGAAAUUGA
Messenger RNA from Arachis stenosperma, 851 nucleotides. RefSeq names its product GEM-like protein 4. The transcript has 4 exons. Bases 69 to 719 code for a protein of 216 amino acids. The record is from RefSeq and is a predicted model, not a curated record. Lineage: Eukaryota; Viridiplantae; Streptophyta; Magnoliopsida; Fabales; Fabaceae.